UAGACUUGUACCAUUUGUAAACUUCUAGAACUCCUCCCCGGCAUGCAUUGCAUGCCCAACAUGGAUGAACUGACGGUGGAGGUCCGUGGCUCCAACGGAGCAUAUUAUAAGGGAUUUGUCAAAGAUGUCCAUGACGAUUCACUCGCUAUUGCCUUUGAGAACAAUUGGCAACCAGAGAGACAAGUUCCCUUUAGUGAUGUUCGGAUGCCACCUCCAGCCGAUGGUAAAAAGGACAUCGGGGAGGGAGAAGAGGUGGAGAUCUUCUCCCGGGCCAAUGAGCAGGAGCCAUGUGGCUGGUGGCUUGCCAAAGUGCGCAUGAUGAAGGGAGAUUUCUAUGUGAUCGAGUAUGCUGCCUGUGACGCCACAUACAAUGAAAUAGUCACAUUUGAACGUCUUCGGCCUGUAAAUAUCAACAAGGCGGUGUCAAAGAGCUCCUUCUUCAAGUGCACAGUCCCAGUUCCCGACGACCUGAAAGCAGCGUGCGAAAGUGAACAAGCGCAUAAAGAUUUCAAAAAGGCAGUGGGAGCUUGUCGGAUUGUCUACUGUUCAGAAACAAGUAGCUUGGUUGUACUGUCCAUAAAUGAAGCCACAGUUAAGCGAGUGUCUUUGCUCAGUGACAUGCACCUGAGGAGCAUUCGUACUAAGCUCAUGCUCAUGUCCCGAAAUGAGGAAGCCACUAAACAUCUGGAGAGUACAAAGCAACUGGCAUCUGGUUUCCAAGAGGAGUUUACAGUCAGGGUGGACCUCAUGGGCCUUGCCAUUGGAAGCCAUGGAAGCAACAUUCAACAAGCCAGAAAACUGCCUGGAGUCACUGCUAUCGAGCUGGAUGAGGGGAGCGGGACGUUCAGAAUUUACGGAGAGAAUGAGGAGGCAGUUAAGAAGGCAAGGAAUUAUCUGGAGUUUCUUGAAGAUUCUGUUCAGAUCCCCAGGAACUUGGUCGGCAAGGUAAUUGGCAAGAAUGGGAAAGUCAUUCAGGAGAUCGUUGACAAGUCUGGAGUGGUGAGAGUUAGGAUUGAAGGGGACAAGGAUGGCACACAGCCACGUCAAGAAACACAGGGAAUGGUCCCGUUUACAUUUGUCGGCACUAAGGAGAAUAUUGGGAAUGUCCAGGUACUUCUGGAGUACCACAUUGCCUACCUGAACGAAGUCGAGCAGCUGCGUAUGGAGAGACUGCAGAUAGACGAGCAGCUGAGGCAGAUUGGGAUGGGCCACAGGCCUUCAUCUGGCCGCCCAGCAGACAAGGGCUACACCACAGACGACAGUGUGGCUGCUACCGCCGUGCACACCAGCCGCUCCUACACCGGCAGAGGCCGCGGACGCAGGGGCCCCAACUACACCUCCGGCUAUGGCACAAACUCUGAGCAAUCCAAUGCCUCUGAGACUGACUCUGAGCGUAAGGAUGAGCUGAGUGACUGGUCCCUGGCGGGAGAAGAACCGGAGAGGGGGACUCGACAACAGAGAGACAGCAGGAGGAGAGCUGGUCCAGGGAGGGGUAGAGGGCCCAGGGGCCGUGGAGCAGGGAGAGGAGCCCCCAACACCGCUCUGAAGGAUCCUUAUGGCAACCCAUACAGUGUGCUUGACAACACAGAGACAGACCAGACGGCUGACACUGAUGCAAGCGACUCCAACCUCAACACAAACCGCCGCCGCCGCUCCCGCCGCCGCCGGACUGACGAGGACACAACAGUCAUUGAUGGCAUGAGUGAAUCAGAUAACGCUUCCCUCAGUGAGAAUAGCCUUGAUGACUCAAAAGCUAAACCACAACGGCGUAACCGUAGCAGCAGACGCAGUGUCCGCCCACCAGAGGAAAAGCAACCAGUUACAGUGGCAGAUUACAUAUCCCGUGCUGAAUCACAAAGCAGACAGACUAACCAAAAAGAACUGAAAAAGAACAAAAAAGAACUGGGGCAGGUUGAGUGUAUCGCGGAGCACAGCCUAUCUGCAGAAGCAAAUACAAGCAACGGACCCAGCAAUGGAAGAGGUGACGAACCAGGCAGGGCUUCCACAGAACAGGUUGCCAAAGUUACUUACCAAGGGAAUGGUGACCAGCAGCCUGUCCUGAACGGGGUUUCCUAAUCUACGAAUCCACUCAAACUCAUUAAUUGUACUACAUUUUUACAAUAGUUAUUGUACAAGCUUGCCAAAGAUAGUCAUGGACUUCCAGAUUCUCUACUGCACUUUUCAGUUCCCUCAACAUGGGACACAGAGAGAUUUAGCACUGAACCCGAGACAUAAGAGUAUGUUUCAAGUACAUGAUCUGAUGUUGUGCCUUGAGAAUAGAUUCAACAUAGUUAGUUGCCUGGCUGUAGUAAACGUUUUGUCAGUGAUGGCAAAGAUAGGAAGAAUCCAGUUAUCCUAAUAUUUGUUGAGUUAGCUGCUUUUUGUUACAUUUUAAUAUGCAACCACUUCUUCAUACGAGGAAAUGCAGUCUGGAAGAGAGUUUUGCACUGAAAUGUAAUUUAUUUUCCAUAAGAAUAACAUUAGUCUGGAAACUGGUCUGUUAAUGUUCAAUGUCAAUUUUUUUUUUCUUUUUCUGAAUGACACUCCACAUAGUAGUGAACCUGUAUGCUGAAAUGCACCCACCAGAGGCUGGAAUUAUGGUGGCAGUAACUGGUCUCAUGAAGGAGCUUUAUUUGGUUUAUCAAAUGUACAGUAUUUAAAAAGCUGUUAUUCCUAACACUGGCUGAAGACCGUAUUUUCAUGCAGGUGACAAUUUGGACUACUGAAAGAAGUUCCCAGAUGUUGGUUUGGUAAACUACAAUUCUGUUUUUUUAUGCUCAUUCUGGUUUGAUGUGCAAUAUGUUUUGUAUGCCGGUAGUUCUUAAAUAAAACCCGAUCUUCCAUUUAGAUCCAAAACCA
This is a messenger RNA of Oncorhynchus tshawytscha (Chinook salmon), 2859 nucleotides long. It is a transcript of the gene fxr1, whose product is annotated as fragile X mental retardation, autosomal homolog 1. Lineage: Eukaryota; Metazoa; Chordata; Actinopteri; Salmoniformes; Salmonidae. Gene Ontology annotation, biological process: anterograde axonal transport; negative regulation of translation; regulation of dendrite morphogenesis. Gene Ontology annotation, molecular function: protein homodimerization activity; mRNA 3'-UTR binding; translation regulator activity. Bases 43 to 2076 code for a protein of 677 amino acids. The record is from RefSeq and is a predicted model, not a curated record. The transcript has 17 exons. Gene Ontology annotation, cellular component: neuronal cell body; postsynaptic density; dendritic filopodium.